AUGUCCAAGAUGCUGGGAGAGCAAGGCCACCCAAGGGUUAUCAAUGCUGAGAAGUCAGAAUUCAACGAGGACCAGGCGGCCUGCUGUCAGAUCUCCAUCCGGAGGAGAGAGCCGGGCCUGGAGGAGGAUGAGGAAUGGCUGAUCCUGUGCUCCACGCAGUUUCUGACUGGUUACUACUGGGCACUGUUUGACGGCCACGGUGGCCCAGAAGCCGCCAUCAUCGCCUCCAACUAUUUGCACUACUGCAUCAAGCAGAAGCUGGAGGAGGUUGUGGGAGGCAUCACAGAGGCCCGUCCCCCCAUGCAUCUGAGCGGACGCUGCGUUUGUGACAGCGACCCCCAGUUCGUGGAGGAGAAGCACAUCCACGCUGAAGACCUGGUGGUGGGAGCCCUGGAGAAUGCCUUCCAGGAAUGCGAUGAAGUCAUCGGCCAGGAGAUGGAAGCUACGAACCAGACGGGAGGCUGCACUGCUCUGGCUGCCCUUUAUUUCCAGGGAAAGCUGUAUGUGGCUAAUGCUGGGGACAGCAGGGCGAUUCUUGUUCUGAAGGACAACGUCGUGGCCAUGAGCUGCGAGUUCACACCCGAGACAGAGAGGCAGCGAAUCCAGCACUUGGCUUUUCUUUUCCCCAAGCUCCUGGACGGUGAGUUCACACGCUUUGAGUUUCCACGGAGGUUGAAGGGAGAUGACGUGGGCCAGAAAGUCCUGUAUCGGGAUUACUUCAUGGAGGGCUGGGGAUACAAGACAGUAGAGAAAGCUGACCUCAAGUAUCCUCUUGUCCAUGGUCACGGAAAGCAGGCUCGCUUGCUGGGAACUCUGGCUGUGUCUCGAGGUCUGGGGGAUCAUCAACUCAAAGUUAUCGACACCAACAUUGAAGUCAAACCUUUCCUCUCCUGCAUUCCCAAGGUGAAGGUAUUUGACUUUGCUCUGCAUGACAUUAAGGAAGACGAUGUGCUCAUCAUGGCAACUGAUGGCCUUUGGGACGUUCUGUGCAACAAAGAGGUGGCCCAUAUGGUCAGGAGCUUCCUUGCAGAAAACAGGACAGAUCCUCACAGAUUCUCAGAACUGGCCAAGUGCUUGGUAUGCAGAGCAAGGGGAAAGAAGAGAGGCCACCAGUGGCUGCUGGAUGACAGCCACGAGGCAUCCUAUGAUGACAUCUCUGUAUUUGUCAUCCCACUGCACAACAGGGAUGAGGACUGACUGUUAGCAUGACAUGCAGGAUCUCUGCGUCCCCCUAUUAUGGUGCUGUUCAGCAUCAGCCCGAGACUGAGGGAUUUCUGCUGCGCACGUACACUCUCUUCCAGCAAAACCAUCUGCAGUGGAACCUGAAAAUGCACAGCCAGCACUUAUGCAGAAGAUCAACAAGAACAUUAACUCCUUAAGAACAUGCAAGAGAGGAACAGCGGGCAACAAAUCAUUCCCCUUACUCCUUUCUCUUUGUUGGGCCAAGGACAAAUUGCAAAGAGGACCACGCAAGCUGAAGGGUACUGUUUCUAAGAUCUUUGCAGUACAGCGAGACUCAAAUCCACGUUGCCAGUGACCCCUCUCCCUUUUUAAUAUUGAAGAAUGA
Messenger RNA from Nipponia nippon (crested ibis), 1567 nucleotides. The record is from RefSeq and is a predicted model, not a curated record. NCBI's taxonomy places the organism in Eukaryota, Metazoa, Chordata, Aves, Pelecaniformes, Threskiornithidae.